Molecule: messenger RNA, 621 nt
Organism: Penicillium waksmanii
Lineage: Eukaryota; Fungi; Ascomycota; Eurotiomycetes; Eurotiales; Aspergillaceae
Exons: 3
Coding region: 1-621 (206 amino acids)
Source: RefSeq, a predicted model, not a curated record
AUGGCAUCCCCACACAAAGAGGAUGCAUAUGGCCGGCUCGUGAAUAACCAAGAAGUUCAAAACAGCGGCGUUUUUACGACCAAUAAUACGACUUCUCCGAACAACACCAUUACCACGAACAACACCAUUACCAUGAUCAACAUCACAAGUGGAGCUACAGGACAGGGAUAUCCUGUGAAUGUCCAUGAUCAGACUAUGCCUGCCGACUUGAAUGAGACCAAUGACGAUCCGGUCCCGAUGGAUGUGCCAGAACAGAAUGGCAACCCAAAUAUCGAGGAGUUCGGCCCGGACGGAUCAGGCCUGUCCCUACCGAGAUUGUCAAGUGUACCUAGGGAGCUUUUUUAUGGCCGCCCGGGCCGUCUUGGGAUUAUUCAAGGGGCUCUUACAGCGGAGUUCCGAAUCGCAGAUCCAGCGCGAGACACCUUGGUCAAAGAGGAAAAGUACCGCGAAAACUCCCCCAAUCCCGAGCCCUUGGCUUCUCGACCCGUGAAGGGAGCUCUAGGCAUGAACAGCUUGCGCCGCUCGGAGCCGAUGUCUGCUAUGACUGUCGAUGAGCUUAUGGCCCUCGGAGCAGCCACGCCUGACCCAUUCGAAAGGGAACGAAGCGAUAAAGAUACAUGA